AUGGCCGACCAUUCCGCGACCUUUGAAGCGCAACACGUGCACCUCGUGUACGAACACAUCGCCUCCGACUUUUCAAGGACGAGGCAUUCGACCUGGCCUUUUGUGCAGCAGUGGUUGCAGCGAUUGAACGAGGUCAGUCGAGGUGUGGGGUUCUUUGGCUAAAAAGACGGGGCCGUUACGUAGAGGGGUCGAGUGGAGGGGUAGUAGUACCUCUGUUGAUGAAAACCACUCAUUGAAAUUACCUUGUUACUUCCUAUAGAACUCGCUCAUCCUCGACGCCGGCUGUGGGAACGGUAAAUACCUCGGCGUCGAUUCCGUUCUCUCCUCCAGCGAUCGACCGGGACCGAUACCACCGCAUGUCGUGCACAAGAACAGUGGCGUUAAACCGAAAGGAAAGCCGGUCGUUUCGAAGGAGGAUGGUAUGGCGACCUCGAGAACGAUUACGCAGGGAAAAGCGGACUCUAGACCUGCGGAGCUCGAACCGACGGGAGCACGUGACCUCGACCCUUCACUCGAUCCGCCCCCGUCCGCGAGCUCGAAAUCGAACAAGGCGAUCCUUUCGAUCGGUCUCGAUAUGUCAUUGGGGUUAUUAUCCAUUGCAUCGAAGGAGAAAGGGCACGAGGUGGUUAGAGGGGAUUGCUUUGAUCUGGGGUGUUGGAGGAUAGGCGCUUUUGUGAGUUGUGUUCCUCGGCUCUCGGAGUUGCUCUAUCGGUCGCGGUUGAGAGGCGGUGUUGAGAUUGAUUAUUGACUGAGCUUGCCCUUGACUAUUCCAGGACCACGCCAUCUCCAUCGCAACGAUCCACCACUUCGCUACCCAAGCUCGACGAAUCGAGUCCAUCAAAGCGAGUACCCCCCAAGUCCACCUCAAAGCUUCUCCACACCCCCUUUACUCACCCUCAUCCAUCCUUUCUCCCCCACUAGCAACUCAUCAAACUCAUCACACCCUCCCCGACUUCGACCCCUGCCUCCCCGCACAAACUCCUCAUCGUCGUUUGGGCUUUGGAACAGGAUCCUGCCCUGUCCGGGUUCGGGUCAGCGAGGAAAAAGGGUAAAGUCAAAGGUGGGGCCGUUAGAGUUGAUGAAUUCCUCGAGCACGAAAGCAAGGAGGAAGGGGUUGGCGAUGGGUUUAACGAGGGGAAGGUUGGGAGGGAGGAUGAGAGGGAUGUUUUUGUGCCUUGGGAGUUGCAGAGGAAGGAAGAGGGGAUCGCGAAGGCGAAGGGAACGAGGAGGAAGAAGGCUGGGAAGAAGGGGACUGAGGGGCGGCAGGAUGAGGAGACGAUCGAGAAGGAGGAAGGAGGAUCGGUAAAUGUGGUUGAGGAUGAGACCCCGGCAAAGAUCAAGGAACAGACGUUCCAGAGGUACUACCACCUCUUCAAACGCGGCGAAUUGACGGAUUUGGUCAAGGCCGCUGCGAAAGAAUUGGGAGCGAGCUUCGAGGGAACUGCGGAGGUGGAUGCUGAAGGCGAGAGAAUUGGGGCGAUGGGGGAAUUGAUAACAGAAGAAGAUGAAAGGAGGGUUCUUUGGGUGAGGAUGAAGGAAGAAAGAUGGGAGAAGGAGAAUUGGGUUGGCGAUAUCGAGUUGGAGUGGACGAGUGGUUCGGCGCGGGGGAGGUAG
This is a messenger RNA of Microbotryum saponariae, 1614 nucleotides long. The record is from the annotation of a GenBank genome assembly. Lineage: Eukaryota; Fungi; Basidiomycota; Microbotryomycetes; Microbotryales; Microbotryaceae.